Molecule: messenger RNA, 7054 nt
Organism: Pecten maximus
Lineage: Eukaryota; Metazoa; Mollusca; Bivalvia; Pectinida; Pectinidae
Product: tetraspanin-33-like
Exons: 7
Coding region: 233-1069 (278 amino acids)
Cellular component (GO): membrane
Source: RefSeq, a predicted model, not a curated record
UAUUCACAUGGAAGAUACGUCUUACAUAUAUAAUCGUGACGUUCAAUCUUCCUUGAAUAUUUGUAGAAAUACUCCCUGGUAGUAUCUGUUUACGAAUCGACGCGUGACAGAUCCUUGGGCGUAUCUCUUUUGAGCUAAAAAUAGAAACACCUUUCCUGCGUGCCGUUCGUUACACCUUUGAUUCGACCGUAAGAUACAGAGAAAAAUCCGAGUUUAUUUACAAACCACGGUCAUGGCGCCGAGAAGAGUGGAUCGCAGUGAGAUCAGCAUUUGUGGCAAAUAUUUUGUGUUUUUUACCAACUUUGCUGUACUAGUGGUGUCGCCUCUACUACUGGGUUUUGGUAUUUAUAUCCUAGUUCUGAAGGAGAAAAGUGUGUCCACAUUGAUUGACUUCAUCUUCGAUCCGUCAGUAUGGCUUGUGAUAGCUGGUGUGUUUGGAACAAUCAUUGCGUUUUUUGGAUGUAUCGGAGCGCUGCGGGAAAUCACAAUGUGCCUAAGAGUUUAUUACUGGUUGGUGAACAUCUUCGUUCUUUUGGAGCUCCUCAUCAUCAUCGCUAUCUUCAUAUUCACCUUCACACCAGACAUUUUCAAGAACCUCGGCAUUUACCCGGAAGAUGUAUUGAAGGAUGCUAUUGUUAAAUACAGAGACGAUCCUGACAUGCAAGACUUUAUUGACAACACCCAAAAAGAUCUGGGUUGCUGUGGCUAUACUGACAGUGCUGAUGGGUACAAGGACUGGAACUCGAAUCCAUACUUCAACUGUUCCUCAGAAAACACCAGCUUUGAAAAAUGUGCAGUCCCAUACUCAUGCUGUAUCAUAGAAGAUGGCGAUCCUAUAAAUCUGUUGUGUGGGGCAGGAGCACAGAGUGAUGAACUAUCGAAUUCCAAAUUUGCCCCAAAAAUCAACAAAGGUGGCUGUUUAUGGGUCUUGCGGACCUAUCUCAUGAACAACAUACUUGUUGUGGGAGGCGUUAUGAUUGGAUCACUGAUACCUCAGCUGAUGCUGGUCCACUUUUCCAGAAAUCUCCGAGACCAGAUUUUAAUGCAGAAAAGCAAAUGGCAAUCAUAAGUUGGCCUUUCAUCUUCAAUUUGAGGCUGUCAGAUAUUUUAAUAGUUAUUUAAUUUCUUUCAUGUCUCUUUCAUAACUUUGUAUAUUUUGUUUUUAAGAAAAUAUUGUGAUUUUACAUGUAGUCUACUGGUUCUGUGGUGUAAAUUUUACUUCUAUACUUUCGUUUUAUGUGUGUGUCAUUUGAAUAUUUGAAAACAAUAAUCUUUUUCAAAGAUUGUUUAAGGGUAAGGGGAAAACAUGUAUUCAAGGAUAAGGAAUAAAUAUUGUUUACUUGCAUUAUUUUAAGUUCCUGAGGUACAUCAUGGAAUAUUGACAUGCUUAUUGUCAAAAAGUAUAUGUAGACCUUUUUUUUUUGCAUAUUUCUACUUUUGUUGAAUAUGUGGUCGACUUAUUUCUGAAAAAAUAGAUCUAGUGAAUACGUUGGUAAUUUCUUAGGAUCAAAAUAAUAAAUUAUUUAACUGAUAUCACUAAUAUCACCUACAAAAUAUUGAUAUUAAUCCAGCAAGGCAUUGAAAUUGUUGAAAUGUUUUGUUAGAUGUUAAAGAACCACUGUCAUAUUCAAUGAGAAAUUUUAUCGAACUUAAAUGUAAUUAUGCUAUCCUUGUGGGCAUCAUUGCAGUAAAAAAUAUCAGCAUCUGAAUGCCUUAGGCGCCUAUAUAGAUUAGUAACUCCUGGACCGUUUAAAAAAAUUGUGAAUAAGUGGUCAUCAAAACACAACAUUAUACAAUUACAGCCUUUUGAUAAAGUCAAUGCGUGGUUUUAUUAACGUGACUAAAAAUAUUGACCGAGGACGAUGUAAUUUAUGUUUGGAAACGCCCAGUCAUCAAUUAGACGUUUUAGUUAAGUUUUUUAGUGCGAAAUAUCGAUGUUUUUAACCGGAAGCCAUGUGACCUAAUUUCAGCCAAUCAGAAUAUUUAAAAAAAAUAUUAUUUUAUGAUAAUACUUCUGAUGUAUACUAGAUCUGUUUUAUCAUUUUUGAACCAAUGUUCCAUUUCUUUACGAGUGAUAUUAACAAAUAAUACGAGAAUGUCUUUGUCUUCUUAUCAUUUUCAUCCGUGUGGUUAAUGGCAUAUACAGUUUAUGAGAUUAUAUUUGUAUAUUGCUUUGAUUUCACACAGUAUGAUUUCAUAUUUUAUAUUAAAAAGGCUAGUUUGAUGUUUGAUGUGCGGUUGUGAAAUAAGUAAAGUGUUAAUCGAAAUACAUCCCUGAUAUCGCAAUGAGUUCGCAGAUUAACCUAGGGUAAAUUUAGGAAACGAAAUUCAAAUUAUGCUGACGUGAAAUCAUCCCAAUAUACGAUAUAUUAGUUCUUAAUUUAGUGACAGUAUAUAUUACAGAUUUGUCAUAUUUUUACACAGUUUACAUGAUAAUAGCUCAUUAUUUUUAUCACCAUUUUAUUAUAAGAUGUUUUUAAAUAUUAUAAAAAACAGCGGAAAAGAUCUUGUGGUUUGAAAUCUCGUUACGAAUCUAGUUUAGUGUAAAUUAGCAUGCGCAAGUAAAUUCUUUCAAAAUUUUAUCAUAUAUAAUUUUUACCAAGACGAAAAUAAUCAGUUUCUAAUUACAAUCAACAGUUCACAAUCAAUUAUGAUAAUAAUCUUCAUUUGCGGUUAGCAAUUGGCAGUGGAUAAACCUUAUCGAAUUGUACAAGUACUUAAGCGAAGAUAAAAUUGCUGAAUGUUCAAGUAUAUAAUUAUUUCAUGCAUAUAUAUAACCUGUUAUGAAGUCCAGCAUUGAUCUUAUUUCUAUACUAUCAUACCUGAAUAUUAUCGCCAUCCAUUUCACUACAUAACAAUAUGUGCCUUUAAUCAUUUCACAAGAAAUCCUUAUAAAUAGGUUUCUUGGUGUCACCAGAUGUUCCAAUAUACACGUAUCUAUGAUAAAUACAGAACAUCAUAUAUUAUACAAAAAAUCGGAAUUAUCUACAUACAUUGUGUAAUACUUUUCUUGUUUUAUAUAUUGUAUGACUUGAUUAUAAAAUAAUUUUAGAAAUGAAACCAAAAUUUUAAUGCUAUAUAUGCAGAUAUAAAUUUUAUAUUGUUUCUUCAUAAUUUGUUAUUAAUUUUAUGAAGCUAUGUUUUGUAAAGUACAAAUCUCAUAAUUUAAUUAAUAGUUAAUUAAUAAAAUGAAGGUACAUAGUAAUAUAUGUGCGUAAGUCAGUGAGUCACUUACGCACCGCUUGUUUGAAACAUUGUUGAAGGUUCAAAAUCAAGAUAUAGGAUGUGAUGUAAGUAUCACUUUUCCAUUCGAUGACACAAGAUAUUCAUUCUGGAGUCCCUCAAUACGUUAUAUACAAUGUAGUGCAGUGUAAAUGAUUUCCAUGAAUUUUAGAUGUCAAUGAAGGAACGGAUUUACACUGUAGAUAAGGAUUUGUGAUUGUCUUGAAACAUAUUUAGAUUAACGGAUUAAGGAUUUAACGGAAGUGUAUUUUUUCCUGUGAAAUUUGUUGAUGUUUUGUAUUGUAUAGAUUAUGUGCAGAUUGAAGGAAUGCUUUUAAAUGGAGAGGAUAAUCAUCAGAAUAUACCCCGAUAUAUGUUUUAAUGUUUUUUGUAACAAAGCCGGAAAAUUUAAUCUGUCUUGUUCUAAUUACUAAUUACGAUUUCAAUCGUUUUAUCAUAAUGAAAUAUCCGUUUUAUAGUUAGACAUAUAUUAAACAGUUGUUUCUUUCGUCUUUUCAUGUUUUACUGUUUGUUUCCGAAGCAAUCCUGUCUCAACUUCCCUUGCAAUCAAGCUAUUUUUGGCUUUUCAUGAUGGUUUCAGUUUUUGUGUUGCUUGCUUCUGAAAUGUGUGGUAAUUUGUUCUAGAGAUUUGUUGGAAAUGCAUUCAUUCAAUUAUUUAAAGAAAUAUAUGUAUAUUUGAUAUUGAAAAUUUGAUUAUUUGUAUAUAUAAGUUAGUUCUGCAUUAUGAAGUGUAUUGGAUUAUGUCAUGUACGUCAUAUUGAUAUAAUACGUCUUUAUAAAUGUCAUUUUUUUCGUGAGUUUCAUUCUGAUCACAGCUGUAAUGUACACAGAUUCUAAACACAUAUUAGCCUUUAUUCGUUUGAUCUACAGGCAUUUGAUGAUCUAAAAAAAAAAAUUGAUUUUAUAGAAUAUCAAAUAUCUCAAAUCUCAAAUAGCAAAAUUGUUCUUAUGUUUGUAUACACAUACUUGUUUGAAUAUUCAUUUUUACUUUGAAGUCAAUACUACCUUACAUAAAUGUAUAAAGAUGGAUUUAAACACGUCUGGUGCUGGCAUCACUACUGAGCCGUAAGAGGGGGAAACACUUGUAUGAUUAUUUCUUUAUCUGGCUUAUGCUAUACAUGUAUUUACUUGCUGAAAAUAAUACUAGAAAAAACUGUCGUCACACAUGCCUUACAUGAUUUGAUUGACAAAAUUCCUUACUUGAUGCUCGAGACCAUGCAUUGUAAAAAUCUAAUAUAUUGCUAUUACUAUCAGUUGAAAUCUCCUCUUAACUAAUCAUAUGGAUUAUGCAAAAAGAUGUUUUGAAAAAUUCCCCAAAUGUAUCUGGUAUAUCAUAUCAUUCUGAAAUUGAUAUUGAAACAGAUCAUCUGAUAUUUUAAUCCAGGGCACGAGUGAUGUUUUAGCAAAGUUUUGUUGUUGCAAAUAUAAAUAUAUAAAGUAAAUUGUUUACUAUCAGCAUCAGUUUACAUUUGUUACGGAAUUGACACAUGAUUGGGUUUAAAUAGCAUUGUUUAUUUUAAGAUGAUAAUUUUCUGUCGUUAUGUACAGUGUUAAAUGUUUAAAAUUUGUACAAUAUUCGUAUCUAUGUUUUAUACAAAAUUUCGAUCCAGAUGCUCCUAUCAUCUUAUAACAGACGAUUGUCCAUUAUGAGCAUAACAUAGUAUGAUCAUAAGUAUCACUGCGACAUCGAAACAUUUUUUUGGAUGUUGACUUGGCGCCGUGGUAGCAGCUCCAGAUGAUUCUCAGAUAUUUUUCGUCUUGAGAUCCUCUGCCUGAUCACGAAUCAAUCGUCAUCCUUCAGCCUUUGUGUUUCCAUGUGUUAAAGAUUUAUGAUGGCAUAUGUGAGAGAGAUUUGUUUAGAUGUUUAAUAAUUUUGUCUUCAAUUAGGUCUUUCUAUGGAGAAAUACUCACCUUACUUUUCGUUUUCUGCUUUUAACACAUUAUGUAAACAUAUAAACAAUGUUCAUAUUGCUUAUUUUCUGCAUUUGAACAAAAAGCCGGAUUUUUGUAAACUUUUGCAACAAUUUUCUUUUAAUCAGAAAUAAUAUAAAUAUGUACCGGGGAAUUUAACUUUGUAUUGUUAAUAUAAUAUAUGAUUAAUUAUGGAUAACCAAUUCAAUAGAUACAAACUUUGAUGAACAAAUUUAUCGACUUUGUGUAAAAAGAUGAUUUUAAGAAAUUAAUUUAUCAUAAUCACAUAUACUGCUAUUAAUUUAAAUGAAAAUGUAAUAAUGUUUUCACAUUGAUGAACUAAUUAAUCAAAUUCAAUUUUAAGAGGUUUUAGGAAAUAAUUAAAAUUAACUGCAGCUAUGUUUUUAACCUUAGUUAAUAUAGAUUAUUAUAAAAUUUAUUUCGCGUAUAGUUACAAAAAUAUGAUCAUGUUUAACCUUCAUAAGAAGGAAUGCUUAUGCAAUCGUUACUAUAUACUGCACAUACAAAUGUUUGUUUUGAUAUUUCUAAAAUAUAAUCUUGUUUUUAUCUUUGUGAGCAAAUUACAUAAUUUCUUGUAUAAGUGUGUAUAUUAAAUUCUGUAUCUAAUAAUCGGGAUGUAUGUCUGGAACAGGAUUUCAGGAAUUACAAAAAAUAAUUUUGCAAAAAAAAUAUUGGUACAGGUGUUGGGAAAUAAUGAAUCCAAUAACAAUUUUUUUCUGAAGUUAAAGCAAUAUGCUUGUUCUAUAGUCUAAAAGAAUCAUAAGAAAUAUUAUGAUAAACAAUUAAAGUGACCAUAGUGUAAUAUGUAAAUAAAUAAAAAAAUAUUGCCAUAUUUUUUUUCAGUUAAAAUGGACAGUUUAGUUAUUAGCGUUUUAUAAAUUGAAUGAAAAGUUUAUGAUUAUUUAUGUGAAUAUCUAAGAGACCAGUCUAUUAAGAGACAGUUUUUCGACUUCUCUUGAGUGGGUUUUUUUUCAACUAAUUAAAAACACAUAAAGAACAAAUCAAGCUAGCUAGUCAUGCAUUUAUAAAUCGUUAGAAUAACAACGAAUGUUAAAUGAUCGUAAGAAUCCUAUAUUUUACUAAAUGUGCAAUGAAUCUCCAUGUUGACAAGCAGCUGAGUCAAUAUUUUUUUCUAUAUAAACUUUAAAUAAAAUGUCUAUUUUACUCUUCCGCUUUGGGAGAUAAUAUAGUGAUGAUUUUAACUGUAUAUGAUAGCGGGUCUGUCGUAAUUGAUUGUUGCGUGUGCGAUCUAUAGUGUUGAUUACUUAAAAGCGACUAGUUUAUAUAUAUAUAUAGUUAUACAUAAAUCAGCGUCUCCAACCUGCGAAAGUUGGUGUAAGCCGUUCAAAAUUCAGAUGAUGUUCUUUGAUCUGCCAAACGGUUUUAUCGGUUUCAAAAAUCAUUUUGAAUUUCUAAUCAAAACACAAUGUCAUAUAGUUCCAAUAUUUUAGGAUUUUAGAAAAUUACGACAUGGUCAAUAUCAUAUUUACCUGAAUAAAUCAGGUAGGUAGGCGGAUCCGAAAGAAAACGUACCGAAUUUUGUAUGGAAGAAAAAUUGUUAAUCGUUUAUGGAAUGAUUAGGCACAGCCUUUAACAAUCACAAUGCUUUUGAUACCGUACUCACUAAAUGUCAGUUAAUAGCACUAUCUAUUUGUUAAACAUUUGAUUCACAAGAUACUAAAUGGUGAUAAUGUUUUCGAACUUCGUUUAUAUGAACAACUUGAGUUACUUGUAUGAUUUUUCCUGACAUGUUCUACAUUGAAGAUGUGUAAUCCUCUUUCUGCAUAUAUACAUUUCACGAAGUUGGAGCGUUUGAGGUGAUUAUUAUGUCAACAAUUGAGCUAUAUUUUCAUAUUAAAGAGGAAGUAAUGUUACUGUU